GAUCUCUGUAGACAUAAAAUGCGAUGCAGGGUACUAGACGACAAUGGAACCAUAAAACAUUGACAUUAGCGAAUACGCUUCACCAUCAAGAAAAUGUCAUCAAAUCUGUCUGAAGUAGACUUCGUGACGGUGGACGUCUUUACGCAGACGAGGUACGAAGGCAAUCCACUUGCAAUCGUCAAGAUACCCGAAGGCACCUCCUUGACCCAGGACCAGAAACAAGCAAUUGCCCGAGAGUUCAAUUUGUCAGAGACAACCUUCCUCCACGAGAACAAUGGGGAUGAACUUUCGUGGACCGUGGAUAUCUUCAUGACAAACGCGGAGCUUCCGUUCGCUGGCCACCCGACAAUUGGAACUGCGUGCCACGUUUUGUCCAACGUUGCACAAGCUCGCAAGCUCAAUGGGAAAUUCGAAGCGCAAUUCCAGAUCAAGGCCGGUCCAGUAGGGCUGCAAUAUGAUGUACAGAAACAGACAGCGCGUGCAUCCAUUCCACAUGAUUUCCAUAUCCAUAAGCGGCAAUGGAAGCUGGAAGAAUUGUUGGAAGUCCAGCCCGGGUUAGCAAGAGCAUACGAACGAAAGGAAGUCAAUCUCAAGCCGGAAUAUCCUAUCGUAUCAGUUGUCAAUGGCAUGGCCUUUGCCUUGGUCGAAGUCGAAGACGAGAGAGCGUUAGGAUUGGUCUCUACGUCCUCUCGAAGCCUAUCCGUACCGGGGUUAGACGAAGGCUGGGACAAGACCUUCGUGGGUUCCUAUUUCUUCACACGGUCUCCAGGCGGGAGUGAUGGGACGACAAGAUUGAGAACGAGGAUGAUUGAAGGCACUCUCGAGGAUCCUGCGACUGGCAGCGCUGCAACUGAUUUGUCGGGAUACCUUGCCAUGGUGGAGGGACGCCCAGGAGAAACGCGGAGGUAUGCGAUCACACAAGGUGUUGAGAUGGGCCGUCGAAGUGAGAUUGGUGUUGAGGUUGUCUUGAAUGAUGACCGCGGAGUUAGGGAUGUCUACCUCGAGGGGUCUGUCAUCCAGGUUAUGUCAGGACGUUUGACGGUUUGAAGGCCUGACGGCAUUGCUAUGACGACCAGCAAUGCUUGCCGCCAUUUUCUGGGCGUCGCAAACGUACGAUGUACCGACAGAGCUGUCGAAUAAUGUUUGUCUAGAGCCUACGGGCUUUCAAAUCCAAGUUUGCGAAAAGGAGAGUCAUGGUUGCACCUUGGUAGGACUUGGCUUCGUUCAUUCGUUAGCUUCUAGUAUGGAAAUGUAGCGACGACCCCGCAAAGGGGGAUCUCCACUGGCCGUCACCUGUAAUGCUUGUAAGCUGCUGUGGAACAGCAAUGGGAGAGUUUCUUCCAUGUUGCUGGGUUCGCGUGCCGACUCUACCUGGGAAAGUCG
Messenger RNA from Aaosphaeria arxii CBS 175.79, 1383 nucleotides. RefSeq names its product Diaminopimelate epimerase-like protein. Gene Ontology annotation, biological process: biosynthetic process. NCBI's taxonomy places the organism in Eukaryota, Fungi, Ascomycota, Dothideomycetes, Pleosporales. The transcript has a single exon. Gene Ontology annotation, cellular component: cytoplasm. The record is from RefSeq and is a predicted model, not a curated record. Gene Ontology annotation, molecular function: isomerase activity. The coding region runs from base 94 to 1047 and encodes 317 amino acids.